CUCGUAUAUAUAUAACUUCACCCAUAUAUAUACCAAUUCGCAAUGUCGUCUUCUUCUCUCGCCUGGUUGUCCCAAUUGAACACCACCGACACCCCCGACAAGGUGCUCCGUCGUUCCUCCAUCAUCGGAACCAUUGGCCCAAAGACCAACUCUGUCGAAGUCUUGGUCAAGUUGAGAAAGGCCGGUCUUAACAUCGUGAGAAUGAACUUCUCCCACGGCUCGUACGAGUACCACCAGUCGGUCAUCGACAACGCUAAGAAGUCCGAAGAAGUGUAUGUUGGCCGUCCACUCGCUAUUGCCUUGGACACCAAGGGCCCAGAAAUUAGAACCGGUACUACCGUGGAUAAUGUCGACUAUCCAAUUCCACCUAACCACGAAAUGAUCUUCACCACCGACGACGCCUACAAGACCAAGUCUGACGACAAGAUCAUGUACAUCGACUACGCCAACAUCACAAAGGUCAUUGAAGUCGGCAGAAUCAUCUACGUUGAUGAUGGUGUUCUUUCCUUCGAAGUGUUGGAAAUCGUUGACGAAAAGACCUUGAAGGUCAAGUCCAUCAACGCUGGUAAGGUCUGCUCGCACAAGGGUGUCAACUUGCCAGGUACUGACGUCGACUUGCCAGCUUUGUCUGAAAAGGACAAGGCCGACAUCCGUUUUGGUGUCAAGAACGGUGUACACAUGAUCUUUGCUUCGUUCAUCAGAACCGGGGACGAUAUCAAGGAAAUCAGAAGAGUACUUGGUGAAGACGGUAAGCAAAUUCAAAUCAUUGCUAAGAUCGAAAACCAACAGGGUGUCAACAACUUCGACGACAUCUUGGCUGAAACCGACGGUGUCAUGGUUGCUAGAGGUGACUUGGGUAUUGAAAUUCCAGCUCCUCAAGUUUUUGUUGUGCAAAAGCAGUUGAUUGCUAAGUGUAACUUGGCUGCUAAGCCAGUCAUCUGUGCCACCCAGAUGUUGGAGUCUAUGACUUACAACCCAAGACCAACCAGAGCCGAAGUCUCCGAUGUCGGUAACGCCAUCUUGGAUGGUGCUGACUGUGUCAUGUUGUCUGGAGAAACCGCUAAGGGUGACUACCCAUUCGAAGCUGUUUCCAUGAUGCACAACACUGCCAUCAUUGCUGAAAAGGCUAUCUCUUACCAGUCGUUGCACAACGAACUCAGAGUCUUGGCCAAAAAGCCAACUCCUACUUCCGAAACCUGUGCUGUAGCUGCCGUUUCUGCUGCCUACGAACAGGACGCUAAGGCUAUCGUUGUCUUGUCCACUUCUGGUUUGAGUGCCAGACUCGUGUCCAAGUACAAGCCAAACGUGCCAAUCAUGAUGGUUACCAGAAACGAAACAUCCGCCAGAUACUCCCACUUGUACAGAGGUGUGUAUCCUUUCAUCUACACCAAGGAAAAGGUUGCUAACUGGCAAGAAGACGUCGAAAACAGAUUGAGAUGGGCUGUUUCCGAAGCCAUUGAGUUGGGUAUCAUCCACAAGGGUGACUCUAUUGUCACUGUGCAGGGUUGGACUAGAGGUUCAGGUCACUCCAACACUGUCAGAAUCGUUCAAGCUUAGAUAUCAUAGUAAUAAAAGACAGUAAUUGAG
Molecule: messenger RNA, 1587 nt
Organism: Scheffersomyces stipitis CBS 6054
Lineage: Eukaryota; Fungi; Ascomycota; Pichiomycetes; Serinales; Debaryomycetaceae
Gene: CDC19
Product: pyruvate kinase
Exons: 1
Coding region: 43-1557 (504 amino acids)
Biological process (GO): glycolytic process
Cellular component (GO): cytoplasm
Molecular function (GO): potassium ion binding; magnesium ion binding; pyruvate kinase activity
Source: RefSeq, a predicted model, not a curated record